GACUGCAGCACUUUCUCUUGGAAAUACAUUUUUCCCGACUUCACACAACAGACUAAUAAUGAGGUCAAAGAGUCAAGCACCACUUGGCAAAUCGGUCCAUAACACAGAGAAGGAGUUUGGAGGAACCCUCGGCGCCGUUUGCAUUCCCAUCUUUCUUCCGUUGACGGUGCUUUUUCUGAUCUGCGUGAGUCGAUCUCCCGACGCGGCUCUGCUCCGGUGGCCGCCGCCUUUGCCCUCGCUCGACCAACUCUGGGACCCUUUGGCUCCCGUCCUCCUGCUGAGCUGGAUAGCUUUGCACGCUUUCCUUUAUCUGCUGCCAUUCGGAAAGGUCUCUGAGGGAAUAGUGUUGAGAGAUGGAACCCGCCUCAAGUAUCCCAUAAACGGCUUCCAUAGCCUGUGCGUCAGUGGCGCAUUGCUGGUGUUGCUUCUGAUGCUCGGGGCUCCUUUGGGGCUUCUGUUCAAGCUGAUGUUGCCUCUGGCAAUGUGUGCAACAGGAGUCUCCUUCGUGCUCUCCGUCUGCCUCUAUGUUCGUUCCUUUUGGGCUCCUCCUCACGCCCUUGCUUUGGGGGGCAACACAGGAAAUCCUGUGUAUGACUUGUUUAUUGGACGGGAGCUAAACCCUCGCAUAGCUCACUUUGACCUGAAAUAUUUCUGUGAGCUCAGACCAGGUCUGAUUGGCUGGGUGGUCAUAAACUUUGGUAUGCUGAUGCAAGAAGUGGAACUUCGAGGCUCCGCCUCACUUGCCAUGGUCCUGGUCAACAGUUUUCAGUUGCUGUAUGUGGCCGACGCUCUGUGGAAUGAGGAGGCGGUUUUGACCACGAUGGACAUUGUGCAUGACGGUUUUGGCUUUAUGCUGGUUUUUGGUGACCUGACCUGGGUUCCCUUCACGUACGGCCUGCAGGCGGCCUUUCUGGUCGAGCAUCCUCAAGCCCUAAGUCCGCUGGGAGUUGCAGCUAUAAUAACUUUAAAUGGCAUUGGAUAUUACAUUUUCCGAAAGUCCAACUCACAGAAGAAUCAAUUCAGGAGAAACCCCACACAUCCAAGUGUUGCAAGGCUGGAGACCAUCGCCACGGCAACAGGGAAGCGUUUGCUGGUGUCUGGUUGGUGGGGUCUCGUUCGUCAUCCCAAUUACUUGGGUGAUCUCCUCAUGGCCUUGUCUUGGUCUCUGCCGUGUGGAUCCUCACAUCUUCUGCCGUACUUCUAUGUGAUAUAUUUCACCGUCUUGCUGAUUCACCGCGAGGCCCGCGACGAGAGACACUGUAGAGCCAAAUAUGGACUUGCAUGGGACGCAUACUGUCGACGUGUCCCCUACAGGAUCCUCCCUUUUAUUUACUGAGGACUAAGGGCCACAGGCGGACCACAAGAAAACUAUUCUAUGGCGCCGUCGUAACACAUUUGCACACGAAUGCGCCGACUGAAAGAAACUUUCGGGGGAAACGCAGUCACUUCAUUAACCGAUCAGCUGAGUCUGUCACAUGUAUUAGAAUAUAGGCCAAGUGGACCACCGAGUCCAAAAAGAAGCCUCCCUUGCUGUGGUUUGCUUUUCUUUUUGUGAACAUAUUUGGUCUAGCUCUGAUCAAAAUGAUGUUCUCUCAGCAUUCAUGCUAACGCUGUAGCGGGCUCCCAUUGUUGACAAACAGAUUUCUAUUUCCUUCAUUUCUAGUUUAGAACCUCAAAACAGCGUCUGCGAGCAAACCACCAGUGGAGCGCGAAUGUCCGAGAGAACAAAAAGUCAUAAGCAUUUGUUAAACCGUGAACGUAUCCUUACUGAAACCCUUUUUCUAUUUACAGACAUCUGCAUUCGGUUCAAAACAAUCGAUUCAAUUUGCCCUCGUUGAUUGCAAAUAUGAUUUCUGUCACACGCAGCGAGUCGUGCAAAUGGAGGUGAGUGAGAGUGCGCUCUGUUGAUGGGCACCUUCAUUUCUCACCUCCCUGCACCCACUUAAGUACACUUUGCCUCUUGCUUCGCCCACACCGCACUCAAGCUAUUUUUUGCCUUGUUUUUCAUCUGCAAAGUGCUAAUGACAAACAUGCUUGGUGGUUGUAGAAAUGGUUCAUAAAGUAGAACACGUGCAUGAGUGUGCACAUGCUCAAUGCACUACAGUAUAGUGACAGCAAACACUUUUUUUGCAGAGCCUUUGCUAUAUAAUAUUAUUCACAUUUGGAAACAGCAGAUUCAGACUCACACUUGAAUUUGCUAUAAACAGUACGUUUUCAGUUUAUUGUGUGUCGAGUUGAUCGAAAUGACGAGUGAAAAGCAUGAUAUUCCUUUGUUGGUGAAAACUCACUUUCUUUUCAUAAUCAAUAUUUAAUUAUUGUCAUUGGCGUUUUUGUUCAGUCACAAUUUAAAUAUACCAAAGUACAGUUGGAUCUUAUGUUUUAUGUCUGCAGAGCCCGAAUAACAUGCAAUGUCCUACAGUGCCUUGUGUAAUGAUGAAUUAGCGAUUCACUGUGCGCGCGCGCGCCCAUGUGUAUGCCAGUCUUACCGUUUCAAGCCCUGCAGUUGUAGCCAGUUUCCAUGGCGACAUGUCUGUGAGCGCACAGACGUAGGAAGAGAGGGGAAAGGCGUUGAGACAGUUAUGCCAGAGCGGAGGGUGAUGAAAAAGGAAGAGCCCCGGAUGACGAGUGUGAAACAGUGGGAAAAACAUGUGCAUAUAUAUAUAUAUAUAUAUAUAUACAUAUAUAUAUGCACACACAUACAUACACACACACUGCCAGACGUGAGGUGAAGGUGAUCUUGAAUUGUAUAUUUUCUGUGUAUUGAGUGAAAGGGGUGUGAGUCAACAGGAAUGUAUAAUAUCAUUUUGUUUCCAUGGUGACAGUGGAGAAUGAUAUGUCCUUUUCACUCAGAAGAAAAUAGCAGCUCGGUGCCUCAUUGCUGUUUUGAUUUCUGUCCAACCACUAUUGUGGCAUGAAGCAUUUUAUGUCAUAAUAGACACAAAUUAAGUUUACACAGCAAAGCUUUUUUUAUUUAUUUAUUAUUAUUAUUUUAAGUAUGGAAAUGAUAGGGAAUCAACAUUAAUCAUAUCUUGCUGUGUUUAACUUAAGGAUCAGGUCCCCACAGUGCAUUAUAAAAUUAACCCAUAAGGCAGUCACUGUAUUACUGUAAUUGAAAACGAAAUCUUUAAAAAGAAAAAAGUUUAUUGAAUUGAGUUUAUUUCAAGACCCAAACUUCAGACUUGAACCUUUUUUCUUUAAUUUCUAAGUUUGUCAACUAUGAAACCUGACUUUGUCAUGCAGAUGAGCUCUUGUCACACGACCUGGAUUAACAAUACAAUUCAUUUGGAAUAUAUGUAUAUGAAAUGUGGCUGCGUGCCUGUCCUUCCCUCACAUGUACUGCAAAGGCUGCGCACAUGGGCUCGAAAAGACAGGAAAUAAGCGAGUUUUGGGGAGUGUAUUAAUUUUAUUAGAAUACAUAUGAAUUGCUUGUUUAUGAACUGUACAUCAGAGUGUAACCUGAUUGAUCCAAUGUUGUCCACCAAACUGGCUAUAUAUUAUACAGUGAUCAGAAAUGUAUAAAAGAUGGUUUCAAAUGGAUAUGCUUGAAAUGCCUAAAACAUUUGUUUUGUGAUUACAUACAUAACUGUAGAUACAUAGAGACAGCCAACCAAAUUGUAUUUCUCCGUCUGUCCUUGGGUGCUUGGUUUCGAUUGUCCUCACUUCAUUCGAAGUAAAGUGACUCACUGGACACAAUCAUUAAGUACGCCUGCACAACAACACAAUUUCCCUUCAUCUUACCAUGAUCGCGUCAAAACAGAAUAUUAAUAUGUUGGUUUUGAUAAACCUCUGGCAUUGAAAAUGAUCCUCAAUAUUGUGGCCGAGAUGAUUUUAUGUUUGUGUCUUUGGGGUGGGGGCGGGCUGUGUCAAACGCGAACCGCGGUCACAUUCUGGGACAACUCGGGUUGAGCUGCAGGCUGGCUCCAGACGUCGUCGACGUUCCAAAAAUCCAAAUUGACGAGAGCAAGAAGAUCCCAUACGUUCUGGACUAAAAUAGCUGAAACUUUCUGCAAAUCGAUCAGAACUUUUUGUUUUAUUUUCCUUUCUGGUUUCUAGUUUCUUUCUAUUCCUUUAGAAAUUUUUGUGAUGUAUAUGUAUUCCUUUCCUUGUGUCAUUAUUUAAUUCACUUCAUUCGAUUUAAUGAACUUAUUGUUAUUCCCAUGGAAGGUUUCCAGCUGAAAAGAUUUUCAUUUCUCAAGUUAGCGCUAUUCUCUCACUGGAUGAGCAGCGGCGACACAGAAAUAUUAUUGCAAUCAUGACACCGAAAGAGGAUGUCAGAACAACACAUGUAAACAAUAUAUGUCAUCAAGUAUGUUAUAUAUGAAAAUGCUUCUUGUCUCAUUACUGUAUUGUAAACACCUUCAUUUCACUUUAACCCGCAUAGAUUUUACAAGCAUUUUGUACAGCUC
Phycodurus eques (leafy seadragon) is the source of this 4406-nucleotide messenger RNA. RefSeq names its product transmembrane 7 superfamily member 2 (gene tm7sf2). NCBI's taxonomy places the organism in Eukaryota, Metazoa, Chordata, Actinopteri, Syngnathiformes, Syngnathidae. The record is from RefSeq and is a predicted model, not a curated record. Gene Ontology annotation, molecular function: oxidoreductase activity, acting on the CH-CH group of donors, NAD or NADP as acceptor. Gene Ontology annotation, cellular component: nuclear inner membrane; endoplasmic reticulum membrane. The transcript is spliced from 11 exons. The coding region runs from base 59 to 1336 and encodes 425 amino acids. Gene Ontology annotation, biological process: sterol biosynthetic process.